GUAAUCCACUGGAUCAGGCACCAUAAAAGGGACGAAUGAAUCUUUGGACAUCAUUGAUCACCUCACUCUGGCCAGACUAAUGAAGCCUCGACACUGUGCUUCUGAAGCACUGUGUAGUUGUUUUAGCACAUAUGCCAGAGCUUCAGCACGGAUUCCUUUAAGCCUGUUUGAAUUGAAGAAUUCUAUCAUUUUAACUCACCUACGCUCUCAAGCUGGUUACCUCAUUUGUCACUCACCUGCCUGCCCAGAGACAAAGGCAGAAGAACAGAGACAGAGAGACAAGUCUGUAGACAGAUACAGUCAGUUUCUUGGACCUGCAGCUAUUAAAGCUAUUUAUAUAGGGUUAAAAUGUCCAGUGGAAACAAGGCUAGAGUGACUAAAUAAGCGGUUCCCAGUUUACCUUAAUUGUUGGAGACUGGAGUAGGAGAAGGAGGAGAAAAGCAGAAGAAGUGAGGAAGAACGUCCUCCUCACACAAGAGGUGGAUGAAAUUGGACUCAGAGAGCAGGCUGACGGUUCUUUGCUCUCUCAGAGUGUUAAAUAAGUAAACAUAAAGGAGGUUAAAUACAGUUUUACUUUGGUCCUUUUCUUUAAAUUUCCAGGUCGUGCUGCAGUGUUUCAUCAAUAAGGUUUAAAAACGUUUGUGUGGGGCAGAAUUUAAGAACAUUUAUCUCAAACCUAUACUGAACAGAUUCUAAGGGAAAACAACUCGGCACUGUCAAAAUAAUGACUUAUGUAACAACUCUGCUUUCUGUUCAGAGCCUGUCAGGUUGGUGGGCCAAGCCAGUCGCUGUGCAGGCAUGCUGGAGGUGAAAGUGGGAAAGUGGAGAACAAUCGAUUAUUUUGACUGGGAUCUGAAGGAGGCACAUGUCGUCUGUGAACAUUUGGGCUGUGGCUCUGCAUUUUCUAUACAGUGGAAAAAUGAGCCCUCUGAGAUUUCUGUGUUGAAAAUUGAGCCUGAUUGUGUUCACUCCGGAUCUGCUCUGAGAGAAUGUGCAAAAUCAUCUUCCUCUUUCCUAACCCUGAAUGUCACCUGCAAAGACCUGCUGGUUCAGCCAAUCAUCUCUGUGUCCUUCAUGAAUGGGGUCUCCAUGGCCCAGCAGCAGGGGCUUCAGGUGUCCAGGGGCUCAAACUUCACCAUCAGCUGCUCCAUCCAGCCACAGUACCCGGGGGGCUCCUUCCAGCUCACCUUCACCUCAUCCAACACGGCGUACAACUACACCCAGCCAGCUCUCAAUCACUCCGCCCACUUCCUGUUUCCUGCUGCAGAGCACACCCACCAAGGAAACUACAGUUGCAUUUAUCACGUCUAUGUUUUUUACCAUGACUUGUCCUCUGAGAGCCCCCUGCUAUCUGUCACUGUGUCAGAUCCCAAACAGUCAGACGUUGUUAAAGUUGUUGUCAUAACACUGGUCGCCCUGCUGGUCAUUGUACUCAUGAUCCUUGGUCUUCAUCUCUACCGUCAGCUCAGCAGACAGUAGAACAGUGAGCUGACUGACCCUACAUGCUCUGUUUGAGCCAUUCGAGGAAGGCCAGGAACAAGUUCAGCCAGCAGAGGAGGACCUCCAAGGAGCUCGAAAGCAUGUUUGGAUGGAACAUGGUCUCAUUUCUACACCAUCUCUUUUGUCCUCCAUCCUUCUGAUUUUGAACCAGAGGUCCGGUCAAAGCUCCAUCCUGAAGAACUGUCAGUUUCUUUGGCAGCUGUAAUCAGCUGGGCUGUGCAGAAAUUUUUGAGGGGGUGGGUGCUCAAAGUCAGGGGCGGAUGUAGAAGGGUGUCAUGGGGUGGCAAGUGCCACCCUAAAAUGAUCUCUUGCACCCCAAGUGCCACCCUAGUUUUGCAUAUGACAGUGUUGUUUAUUAAAAUAAGAUAGCAUUAACAGUUUGAGUGUAGUUACAGUUAACAGUGAAUAUAAAUACUAAAACUGAAUAUGUUGCAUAGUUUUCCUGGCAACACUAUUGCCAGUAAGUUACUGUAAUUACUGAUUUACAGUAUCUUUACUGUUGUGAUGUUUUACAGUUCAACCACUUUACUGUAAACAUGGUUUACAGUUAGAAAGAUUUACCGUGAUUAAGUUUUAUAGUAUCACUGUACUGCAAAUGUGGUUUAUGGUAUAACACUGUAAUUGUGUACAGUAUAAUUUGUUUAGACUGUAAUUGUGUUUUACAGCAUAUAAAAUAAUAUUAACAUUCAUAUUCAAUAUAAGAACAUUUACAAAAAACAAUAUAAUUCAAUAAAGUAGUCUCAGAAUAGUGAAUUAAACCAACAUUUAUUGUUGAUAAAAAAAAUUUAACAAGAAAAAUAUUUUUCAACUGAAUAAAAACAAUUUCAAUAACCAAAAUAAAUAAAAGCGUACAUGAAAACUACACAGUCCUUCACCUUUCUGUGUCUGAUUUUUUUAAGGAAAACAGUUUUUCAUUCCACUAAAAACAGGACAAACCCACCAGCAUGAACAUUAAAAAACUAUUACAAUUGUAAAACAAAAAUCAUUUACAAAAUGUAAGAAUUAUCAGUGGGUCCCAGGAAAUAGAAUGUGACAUGAGAUUUAGAUUUCCGUUACCAGGAUGGUCGGGUUCAGCGUAGUCUUUAUCACCACCUGUCAAAGACACAUCAUCAAUAUUCAUGUUUGCUCAGGUUAUUCACUUGUUCACAUCUGUCUGAGAUCAUUCAUACUGUUGUAUG
This is a messenger RNA of Haplochromis burtoni (Burton's mouthbrooder), 2678 nucleotides long. RefSeq lists its product as uncharacterized. NCBI's taxonomy places the organism in Eukaryota, Metazoa, Chordata, Actinopteri, Cichliformes, Cichlidae. The transcript is spliced from 4 exons. The record is from RefSeq and is a predicted model, not a curated record. Bases 799 to 1479 code for a protein of 226 amino acids. Gene Ontology annotation, cellular component: membrane.